AUGGCUGUUGUUGAGCCUCCUAAACAACUUUUAGUGCCUUUAAAAGUUGAAGAACGGUUGUUAAUGGGCCCAGGUCCUUCAAAUGCCCACCGAAGGGUACUGGAUGCCUGCGCUCAACCGAUUUUGGGGCUCUUAGACCCACGGUUUUGUGCAAUUAUGGAUGAAGUAAAGUUAGGUUUACAAUACAUUUGGCAGACGAAAAAUAAGCAUACUUUUGCGCUAAGCGGGACUGGUCACAGUGGUGUCGAAGCUUCCAUUAUUAACAUGACCGAAAGAGGCGAGAAAAUCAUGAUUUGUGUCAAUGGAAUUUGGGGGGAGAGAGCGUCUGAUAUGGCUGAAAGAAUAGGCAAGUGUCUUUGUUUAUUGUACGUAAUUAUGGUCAAACGUUGAUAUUUGAAGUGUUUAAUUACUCAAAUUUAUAACUAGUUGAUUGCGUUGCCAUAGAGCUAUAAUACAAAGUCUUCAUUUAGGUUAUUUUGGUAACUCGUUUCAUUUUAAUAGCAGCAGUAUUUUAUUCAGUUUAAUGCCUAUAAGGUGUUUAAUAAGCUAACCCAUAGAGUGGCAGUACUCUCCCCUGACCAGUAAAAUCGUCUGGCAUUAGACAGAGUAAAAUAGUAAAGUAGAGUCAGUAUGGUGCAUUGCCACUUAAAGCGUUACCAGUCUGUUUAUUGUGAACCUAUGCUUUCUGUAUUGUUAUUUUACUUUGUCUAAUAAAGAGGCUUUAGAUGGCUUUGUACUCAAUUUCUGUCCAUUUUGACAUUUUUCUCAAUUUCUGCAUAUAUCUGCCUGUAUCAAAUGCAAUGUCCUAAACACAUUUUUCGUAAUUUUGUUAGGUUGUGAUGUCAGAAAGAUAGAGAGACCUAUUGGUGAAGUUUUUACUUUGGAAGAUAUACAAAAGGUUAUUGUUUAAAUUUUUGACCAAUUUACUGUACUUGACUUAUGAUCUGUGCUGACCAACUUGGACAAAGCAGAAAUAUUUUGUCUGACGAUUUGUCUGUUUAUAUAUGUGGCGAACAGACAAAUUAUCUGUUAUGCCAAAUUCUGGCAAUGUGUAUUUUGUCUAGAUAUACAAAUGGACUUGAAUAACAAACCUAUCAUUACACUGUCUAGCACUUGAUGCAAGAAAAAUAAAAGCCUGAUUGCAGAUUAGGUGCAAUGUCAUUAAGCUGCAUUGUGCUCCAAUGUGCCCAACUUUAUUAUUUUACUUUGUCUAACACCAGACAACUUUUACUCGAGAGUGUUGUCACUCAAUGGGUUAAACAACAUUUUAUUUGAAUUUCAGGGAAUAGAGGAGCAUAAACCAGGCGUAGUGUUUAUCACUCAUGGAGAGUCAUCAGGCACAACGUGUCAACCUCUUGAAGGCAUUGGAAAACUCUGUCAUAAGUGAGUGCUUACAGACAUAUGACAGUUAUUAGUAGCGAUACACCCUAAUUGAAGUCUGCAAAAGUAUGCCGAUCUAAAUCCGACCUAACACAUCUCGACAUUUUAAAAAUCUGUUUUCCAUGUCUUGGGGCACUAGUAAUCACAUAUUUACAAAUCAUUGAAAAGUAACAUGACAACUGACUUUUUAACAGAAUUUGAAUUUUCCAUUGUAGCAAUGAUUGUAUAUUGAUAGUGGAUAGUGUGGCGUCUCUCGGAGGAUCACCUUUGAAUGUGGACGACCUUGAAAUUGAUGUUGUAUAUAGCGGUUCACAGAAAUGCCUGGGUGCUCCACCUGGGUUAAGCCCUAUAUCACUUAGUCCUCGAGCUUGGUGAGUAAAAGUAUAUACCUCUACAAUAUGCUGAUGUUUGUGUCUGAACUACCUGAAAAAGAUAUCUCAAAUGUGGUGGUCCAGUGUAGGUAGUAUUCUUCAAUAAGCUGUCGUGGUUUGUGUCUGAACUACCUGAAAAAGAUAUCUCAAAUGUGGUGGUCCAGUGUAGGUAGUAUUCUACAAUAAGCUGUUGUGGUUUGUGUCUGAACUACCUGAAAAAGAUAUCUCAAACGUCGUGGUCCAGUGUAGGUAGUAUUCUACAAUAAGCUGUCGUGGUUUGUGUCUAAACUACUUGAAAAAGAUAUCUCAAACGUGGUGGUCCAGUGUAGGUAGUAUUCGACAAUAAGCUGCCGUGCUAAAUUGUGUCAAAGUUGCUGAUAAUUUCAUUCAUAGUUGUUGGCUUUGAUGUUGAAGAUAUUUUGUUAAAUAUUUCAUAGGAAGAAAUUACAAUCAAGAAACACAAAGGUUCCCUCAUUUUAUUUUGAUCUCACAAUGAUUGCAAACUAUUGGGGAUGUGACGAUGGACCACGCAGGUAAAAAUUAUCACAGAGUGUGGUUAGAUAACUACCCCGUACCUGUAGCUCUCAAGAUUUAUCUACAAACAGCAUGUUAGGAUAUAGGGUGACUUCACUGCACCGACUUUAUUUGCUUCAUGGAAAUGUCAUAUUUGUGGUGUAGAGUUGGUCAGGGCAAGAGUGUUUACAAGCCUUCUGUCUUUCUAAUAUGCAAUGUCCAUCAGCAUUUAGUUUUUAUUUCUAUUUUCCUAUAGAUAUCAUCACACUGGACCAAUUAACUCUGUUUAUGCUUUGCGAGAAGCUCUUUCAUUGGUCGUUGAAGAGGUUGGUUUGGGGAGAUAUUUACAGUACUAAUAUAUAUAAACAGUGUCCUGUCUUGCUCAGUUUGUAAGUAUAAUCAGACAUUUUCAUUGGAUUUUAGGGUCUUGAAAAUUUCAUUGCAAGACAUCAGAAAAGUGCUGAACUUUUGCAAGAUGGUUUUGAGAAAAUGGGAUUCACAUUUCUCGUUCAGGAUAAGGUGAUGCAAAAUAAAUAUUGCUAUCAUGCUAAAUUAAGUUAUGUUAAAGUUUGCUAGCUCACAAUAAGAAUAGUGACAAAUGCUUUAACAUGAUCCUGUAUUUUUAGCGUCAUCGUUUGCCCACUAUCACUGGUGUGCUCAUUCCACAAGGUGUUGACCAGAAAAAAGUUUCAGCAUUCAUUGGCGAAAA
Messenger RNA from Paramuricea clavata, 2973 nucleotides. NCBI's taxonomy places the organism in Eukaryota, Metazoa, Cnidaria, Anthozoa, Malacalcyonacea, Plexauridae. The record is from the annotation of a GenBank genome assembly.